GCGGAUGUGCGUUCAUCCUACAACUCCCGCCAUGCCCCGCGCUGCAGUGCCAGCUGGCCGGAAGUGUGAGUGUCCUGGAGUCGUUCCUCGUGUUCCCGGUGCCGGUGUGCGGUCAUGGAGAGCCCCGAGGUUACCUUCACUCUGGCCUACCUGGUGUUCGCCGUGUGCUUUGUGUUCACCCCCAAUGAGUUCCAGUCUAUGGGACUGACCGUGCAGAACCUGCUGUCCGGCUGGCUGGGCAGUGAGGACAUGUUCUUCAUCCAUUACCAUAUCAGGAGGAGCACUGCCACCAUGCUGGCACACUCCUUCAUCCCACUGGGUGAGUGCACGGGCACCACCACCAUGGGCACCACCACCAUGGGCACCACCACCAUGGGCAGCACCACCAUGGGCAGCACCAGCACCAUGGGCACCAGCACCAUGGGCAGCACCACCAUGGGCAGCACCACCAUGGGCAGCACCACCAUGGGCAGCACCAGCACCAUGGGCAGCACCACCAUGGGCAGCAGCCAUGGGAUAGACUUUCUGGCCACCCCUAUACCUGUCCUGGCAGUGCACAUUGGGAAUGGGUGGUGGCAUGGCACCUGGAAAUUGACAGAACUGUCUAAAUAAUAACAGUCUAAAGAGGAAGAGUCUAAAUAAUAACAGCCUAAAGAGGAACUGUCUAAAUAAUAGUCUAAAGAGGAACUGUCUAAAUAAUAGUCUAAAGAGGAACUGUCUAAAUAAUAACAGUCUAAACAAUAACUGUCUAAUAACUGCCUAAAGAGGAACCUGUCUAAAGAGGACCAGUCUAAACAAUGACUGUCUAAAGAGGACCAGUCUAAACAAUGACUGUCUAAAGAGGACCAGUCUAAACAAUGACUGUCUAAAGAGGAACAGUCUAAACAAUGACUGUCUAAAGAGGAACAGUCUAAACAAUGACUGUCUAAAGAGGAACUGUCUAAAUAAUGACUGUCUAAAGAGGACCAGUCUAAACAAUGACUGUCUAAAGAGGACCAGUCUAAACAAUGACUGUCUAAAGAGGACCAGUCUAAACAAUGACUGUCUAAAGAGGAACAGUCUAAACAAUGACUGUCUAAAGAGGAACAGUCUAAACAAUGACUGUCUAAAGAGGAACAGUCUAAACAAUGACUGUCUAAAGAGGAACAGUUUAAACAAUGACUGUCUAAAGAGGAACUGUCUAAAUAAUAACAGUCUAAAUAAUAACAGUCUAAAGAGGAAGAGUCUAAACAAUAACUGUCUAAUAACUGCCUAAAGAGGCAAAGUCUAAACCGUAACUGCCUAAAUAAUAACAGUCUAAACAGUAACUGUCUAACUAGUAGCAGUCCAACUAGUAGUUGUCUAAAUAAUAACAGGGGCUCAAUGUCAUCUCUUCACAAGAGCACAGCAAGGCUUAUACUUUAAUUUACUGAGUGGGAACCAAGAAAGAGUUGGGAACAAACUGUGGUAAACAUAGAUUUGCCCUCUUUUACCUGAUCUAUUGAGUUUCCAACUUUUUAGUCCUGUAAUUCUUAUAAGAAUGCUUCCACCCUCAUAACACUGUGAAAGGGCUAUUCCAAGCUCCAUUGGCCAUUCAUUUCACUGGUUUGAAGUGGUCAUGGUGCUAAGGAAACUGCUGCGCAAGUCCUCUCCUCAGCCUUCCCCCUCUGACAUCUGUCACCUACUAAAGAGGGGGAGUGAUGUCAGUGGAGGAGGAUCAGAUUGAGGGAGCUUUUACUCAGUGCUGGAAAAGGUGAGUUUUUUUGUUUUUUUUUUGUUUUGUUUUUUUAUGGGGAGGACCAGGUUCCUAUACUUGACACACACUGCUAGCAGCAGUUUCUCGCUGUCUUUGUUAGGGUUUGGAGAGCUCAUGGUUUUGUGUCCUACUAUCGAUUGGUUCAUGAUAUGCUGUAGCAGUCCAUAAAAGGGUAGUUCCUACUAAAAAUUUUGACAGUUUAGUGGUUCAUCCAAAAAAAAAAAAUCAAGGAAAGUCAAAACGUGAAUAAUAUACUCACUAAAUUAUCUCAUGGCUGCAUAGAGCUGUUCAACUUAACCUGCCUGCUGCUGCGAUUGCUCUGUGUGAACCUGCAGUAGUAGGCCAGUUAGAUUGGGUAGCAGCUGAUCAGAUAACUGUACACUGACCAUAAAUGGCUGUGCAGUUAGAUUAAAAUAUGUUACAUUUUUGCAAACAUAUAUACACACCUCAUCAUAAAUUGCUUUACGUGUAAUAAAUGUAAAAAAAGAAGACAUUAAACAUUUGAUGUCAGUUGUCCUUUUAGGGGUUAAUAGUUACUUUGGUGGAAAAAAAAACAGCAAAUCAGAUGCUUGUCUAACUGUUCUGUCUUUCAUUUCAAUUUCGAGGAUUGUCAUAGAACCAGAGUCAAAACAUUCCUAAACCACAUUUCUGAUCAAUUGACAUUUAUUUAUUUUUUUAGGCUACCCGUCAUAAUGCCAAUAAGUAGAGCUUCCAUGGGAUUGAUAUAAAACUCAAAUUUGUAUUAAAAUUUUCAAGAGAAUUUCCUAUUUACCCUGUUGAAUCCUUUUGGUUUUGUUUUUUCACACAGGGUACUACAUAGGGAUGUGUAAAGCUGCUCCUGAACGAGAACUGUACAAUUUGUACACAGCCAGUGCCUCUGUGAAGGUGUUGGCUUUUUUUGCCAUCAUUGUACCCACCAUUGCUAGCAUCUUUGCUUUCUACUGGUCACGGAAGCUGUGGAGCCACCACCCAAUUGCCAAGACUCUUGCCCACUAUUCACUUCCUCAGAGCAGCUGGAGAGCCGUUGCGUCUUCAAUCAAUACAGAGUUCAGAAGAAUUGACAAGUUUGCAACAGGGGCUCCUGGAGCCAGAGUGAUUGUAACAGACACAUGGGUAAUGAAAGUGACCACUUAUACAGUGCACGUGGCCCAGCAACAAGAUAUACAUUUGACAGUGAUUGACACAAGGCUACAUGAACUCCCUUUGGAGAACAGCACCCCAACACAGUUUAUCACAAUAACAGUUGCCAGUGUUAAUCCAAACAUUUCAGCUUUUAAUAUCAGGUAAAUAUAAUCUGACUUUCAGGUUAUCCUUCUCUCCCUUCAUCUAAGUGGAGUUAUUUUUUUACAUUUAAACACUUUUUAAAAACAAUAUUUUUUUUUUAUAGAGCAGGUACCUGUCUUUUCUACAGGUUCAUGAAAUUCUUUUAGUGGACGAAUUUAGAAAAAGAGAUACUUCUACUGGAAUAUUAUAAAUUAUGUAUUAUCUUAUUUUUAUGUUUAUAUAUUUAUGUGCCUUCAUUUAUUUUAAAAGUACCAUGAUGUAGUAAGCAAUAGUAAUAUUUGUUGUUGUGUUUUUCUGUGUGUCAUUUUAAAAUGACAAUCUGAACACUAUGAUCACUGCAGAUUAUGGUGUAACCCUGUCCAUCUACUUUCACCGUUUAAAAUUAUCUUGUGUACAAAUAUUCUAAAACAGUAGGUGCUCCUGCUCCACUCCCCAACUUUGAUGUGAUUUGAGGAAUCUUUGCUUUCGCAUUUGGCCAAUCAAAUAUUUGUAUCUUAAAGACUGGUGGGUAGUAAAAUGAUUAUGAACAUAAUUCAGGUAAUCAUUCGCCUUAAUGCUAAUCUCAUUAAUUGUACGUUGCAUUGCUUUGCGUAUAGUUUUAUUUAUAAUUAUUUUGCCUGUCAGUUACUGUUCCAUUUCCCCACUGUAUAACUGUAAAGAGCUGAACAAUAUGUUGUGAAUAUAUAUCGGCUUAUACUAUAAUAAUAAUAUUAUGCUAUAGUGAUGUAUGAUAUGACAAAAGAACCUUGUGAGCUGUGAUAUCAGUGGUGGUAAUGGCUUGGUUGGUAAUGUUCAUUGUUGCUCAUUCCUUUCCAGAUUGAAUUCUUCAGAAUAUGGGGAAUUGAAGGAGAAGGUUCGUGCCCCAAUCCGCAACGCAGCAAAUGUAGUCAUCCAUCAGACCCUCAGUGAUCUCUUUCUGGAAACAUUUAGAUCUGAAAUUGAAAAAAAUGGAUUUUACCAUCUUCCCAGUGAGCAGGUAAACCAUAAACACAAUGCCCCUGUCAUAAACUAUCACCAGAAACAGGCUACCCAGCAAUUGAUUUUGCCCUCUAUUCAAGCUAUUGUAUAUUUAGUCUUAUUUACCACUUGAAAGUAUGAUUUUAUAUAUGUUCCAUAAUGCUGUAAAUGUAAACCUACCAUUGGAUUUUAUGAAGAUUUUACUAAGGAAGCCGUGCCUAUAUCUAGAUCUUUAAUUUGUUUUGGGAAUGUCAUACUAACUUCAUUAGGUACUGUGUCCCCAAUGAUAAACCUCUCAAUCCUGGACUAAAUAAUAAUGACUGACCAUUUAUAACGCACGCUUUCAUCUUCCUAGGAGCUGGAACCCUGCAUAGGCUGCAUGCAGACAAAUGCCAACAUUAAGCUUAUGAAGCGCUGUAACGCAUUUAAUGAAGGCGAGUGCCAACAGUGUUAUUGUCGGCCUAUGUGGUGCCUGACCUGUAUGGGGAAGUGGUUUGCAAGCCGUCAGGAUCAGAUUCAUCCAGAGACUUGGCUCUCCAGCUGUGCGCCAUGUCCAACUUGCCGGGCAAAGUUUUGCAUCGUAGAUGUGUGCAGAACACAGUGAUUACAGGUCUCGGCCCUCCAUAUCUCAAUAAUAUAAAAUGGUUUGUAGUAUAACCAAAAAAGUUUUCUUGUUUUGUUUUAUUUAUUUUUUUUGCAAAACCUCCAAAUGAAUACACGGGCUUAACUUGAAUAUUUAUUUUCCUUAAAGGAAAUCUUUAAGUAAAAGCUGAUUUCUACGAGUUUUGUAACAUUUUAUCUUGAGAGAUUGAGACAUACACACGUGUUAUUUUUCAAGUUGGACAGGAGGAUUAAUUUUCCGAUUCACUUUUAACUCCUUGUCCUGAUAUAUUUUAAAGGUUCGAAUACCACGUGAGAGAAGAAGUGUAAUGGAAAAAAUGCUUUCCUCUACCUUAGAUUUAUGAAACUGUAUGAUGACUUCUAUAUUCUAAAUUAUUUAAAAAUAUGGAAGAUUAUGUGUUAUGUGGGUUUGUUUGUAUAUGUGCAUAAUUAUGUGUGUUGUGUGUUUUUUGUAUAGGAGAAACUGGUGUUUUAAGAGAGUUACAUUUUACAAUAUGUAGAACCAUUUGGCUGUAGCAAAGAUAUCAUUAAUUGAUUUACCCUCAAGAUAAGAACCAACGCUUUAAAGAAAUGUGAUGGUUCGUGUAAACAUGGAGUUUUAAUGUUAAUUCCAAAAUAGCAGAGUUGGAAUUAAUCUCUAACUCUAAAGAGUUGUUUUUUUUGUUUUUUUGUUUUUUUUACCACCUUGGCCAUUUUGCUCUAAUUAACCAGGUGAUUUUACAUCAAUUUAACAUGUAAACACAUAAUGUUAAAGUGUACUCACCAUGCCUGUAACAACCUAUUCUCUUUAAGAUGAGCAUCAAAUUGUAUCUUUACAUUGUGCUAUCAGAUUUGCUAGUAACUGUAUAGAUUGGGAGAUAACCCUGUUUAAAAUUAGGCCUUCCUCCCACCUGUCAAUGAAGAAUUGACUGAAAAGAAAGCGCAGAACAGACACUCCAUCUGCUCUCCAAAAACAAAUACCCUGCAGUUGCAGUGGUAACCCCCUAGUCACGGCUAGUGCUGGCUAAGGCAGAGCCGGAUUUCCGACAUGGCCUCAGGGUGGUAAGCGUAGGAAGGGUGGCACGUCUGGUGGGGAUGUCCAAGAUCUUCCUUACCUGACAGCUCAUUCUCAUACCGUGGGGGCAGCCGUGGUCUGGCCAUUGGGAAAAUUGGAAUGUCAAGGGGUGUGGCUCCCAUGGCAAUGCUUUAAUACAUUCGCUGCCCAGAAGGAACGGUCCGUAACGCCCGCUUUUCAAACUAGGGAUCAGUAUUCUCCAGCCCAAGGUAAGCCUCCGGUAGAGGGGAUUAAACUUUAGUUUAUUUUAUGUUAUUAAAAAAAUGUGUGGUGAUAGGUUUUUUUUUUUUGUUUUUUUUUUAAAUAUAUAUACUUGCCACUAUCUCUCCUCCCCCCCCCUCCACACACAAGCAACAGUCCCUAACUACCCCUGCAAUCCAUGCAACAGUCCUGAUCACCACAAAAUAUACACUAUAACCCCUGUACAUGUACAUUGCAGCCUUUAUUCUCCCUGCACACACAUAUAUUACAGCCUCAAUUUCCUCUUAAUCGCACACUAUAGUCUUGAUCUCCCAAGCAUGCUCUAUAGCACCUAUCCCACUAAACACACACACAUACUGCAAUCUCUAUCAGCCCCUAUUUAUAUGACACACAUACUACACUGCAAACAGCCGCGUCCACACACUCGCAAGCCCCCAACAGCCUGCACGGGCAAUCCUACAAACACUCUCACACCAGCAACCAGAUAAGCAUCAUUUCUCCCACACAUGCAAGCCUAGAAGCAGUCUUCCCAUGUCCAUAACACAACAAGCAACACCAAAAGUAGCCUACCCUCACAAGUUCAACACAACAAACGGCCACCCCCAAAGCAGCCACCACACACUUACACACUGUCUCCCAGCCGUGACCCACUUACCAUUCAACCACCCACCUAGUCACAUUCACCAUUCAACCAUAUCCCAAACUAGUCACAUUCACCCAUCCAAUCACGAAAACUUUUUGUGUGUGUGUUGUCAGCUGGCUUAUGCACCAGGCAAUACCUAAGGAGUAUGUGAGUGCAAGGACAAAUUUAG
This is a messenger RNA of Pelobates cultripes (western spadefoot toad), 6664 nucleotides long. The record is from the annotation of a GenBank genome assembly. Lineage: Eukaryota; Metazoa; Chordata; Amphibia; Anura; Pelobatidae.